GCUUAUAUCAAAAAUGCCUACAAAAGCUUCAUUUUUUUUCAACUUCUUCUUCUUUGACUUUUUUUUUUAUUCUCAUCUCUCCCAAAGAUUCAUUAUUCAUCUUCCUCCGAUUCAAUGGAGUCGAUCAACACCUUGAAAGGUUACGGCAAAGUAUCAGAUCAAGAAAACCAAAUUCAUCAUCAUUCUCCACUUCCCAAACCAUCUUCAUCCUCUUACCGUCAAACCCUAAUCGCCACCGUCUCAGUCGUAUCUCUCCUCUUAAUCCUCGCCGUCGUCGCUUUAACGGCCGGAGCUUUCACUCACUCUUCUCCUUCUCCUCCCCACCAUCCUCCUAUCUCCUCCGCUUCUCUCAAGACAGUCUGCGCCGUGACUCGUUACCCAGAGACUUGUUUCGAUUCUUUGUCUUCUCCUCUCAACGAAUCUGAUUCGAAACUGAGCCCUGAAUCAAUCCUGGAGCUUUCUCUUCGAGCCGCUUCUAAGGAAGUCUCGAGACUCUCUGUGUCUUUCCGAUCAAUCAACGAUAUGCCUGAGGACGCGGCGGUUGGUGAUUGCGUGAAGCUUUACACCGACGCGCUGAGUCAAAUCAACGAGUCAAUGUCUGAGAUCGAGAAGGAGACGAAAAAGGGAGGGAAUUUGUUGACGAAAGAAGUCGUCGGAGAUGUCAAGACGUGGAUCAGCGCCGCCAUGACCGACGGUGAGACUUGUUCCGAUGGGAUUGAAGAAAUGGGAACAGUUGUGGGGAACGAGAUCAAGAAAGAGAUGGAGAUGGCUAAUCAGAUGAUGAGUAUUAGCUUGGCCAUUGUUAGCCAAAUGAAGAAGCUUUUGGUGAUACUUCACUAAACAAAAUCACAAAAAGGUUGGAACUUUUUUCUCUUGUUUGUCAAUUUCGAAAUUCAUAUGUAUGUGUUUGUGUUGUGAGCUCUCUGUUCUUGGCUCUGCUCUGUAAGUAAUUACUAAUUACUACAUUUGCUUUUGUUUUUGGUAUAUGUAAUUUGAUGAAAAUGAAAAAUCUUGUAUUUUACA
Messenger RNA from Camelina sativa (false flax), 1023 nucleotides. Its product is annotated as pectinesterase 1. Gene Ontology annotation, biological process: negative regulation of catalytic activity. Gene Ontology annotation, molecular function: enzyme inhibitor activity. The record is from RefSeq and is a predicted model, not a curated record. NCBI's taxonomy places the organism in Eukaryota, Viridiplantae, Streptophyta, Magnoliopsida, Brassicales, Brassicaceae.